This is a messenger RNA of Sciurus carolinensis (gray squirrel), 1608 nucleotides long. RefSeq names its product chromosome 9 C21orf140 homolog (gene C9H21orf140). The coding region runs from base 641 to 1396 and encodes 251 amino acids. Lineage: Eukaryota; Metazoa; Chordata; Mammalia; Rodentia; Sciuridae. The record is from RefSeq and is a predicted model, not a curated record. The transcript has a single exon.
UAAAAAUGCUCUCCAUAUAUGGCAUUAGUUGACCUCAAGAACUGGCAGCCCCCAUGGAAGAUAGGUGUGCAGACUGAGACUCUUUUGCUCUUUGUUAUAGCCUCCUUCUGCUACCCCUACAAAACAAACAAACCAACAAGACCCACUCUUGAUUGUGCAAGUGGGCAGGCAGCUGGCACAAACCUCACAGACACAGACCUACACCCCCAAAGCCCAGGCUCACUGGACAUGUCACGACUGUUACCCAGUGCUUGUGACUAGUUCAUAGUAGGUGCUCAGUAAAUAUUUCUGGAAUGGACAAAGGAAUGUAAAUGAGUGUUUCUAUCCUAAAGAACCAAAUGGAUGGAGGAAACGUGGUUCAUCACUGUGAAAAGAUUGCCAGUCUCUGUCCCAGACCUAGUACAGAAGUGACGUUGAAGUGGCAUUUUCUGAGGUCAGCAUUUUCCGAGGUCAGCAUUUUCCAUUCCCAUAACACAUAGCCCAGACAGAAAUGGUUCCAAGUCUGUGUCCCAUGAUGCUUUGAAUCUGAAGUGUAGCUAUGGGGCUGGUGUGGCUAUGAGGAAGCCCUUUAUGAGGUCAUCAUGUCACCCUUGCCAGUCCCCAGAGAGAGAGCAACAUGUCAAGCACUUGAGGCCCCACAAUGCCUCACCUCAUGAACCCUCUUCUAAAAAGCAUCAUUAUCAGAGGUCAAUUUGAUAGCGUCAGGAGGAGGCAAUGCCUCCAAUAUCUAAAAACCCUGAGGACACUGCAGUAUGAUGGAUUUCAGACCAUAUAUCUUGGGGAAACUGAUAUCCCAGAAAGCCUGGUAACUGGAGAGGACCUUAGUAAUGGAUAUUUCGUGCAAACUCCAACGUGGUGUAUCGUGCAUGCCGGUGGUAGCCAAGGAUGGCUGCCUUGGAAAUAUCGGUUGUUCCUCAGAGAUGAACUCUGUAUCAAACAAGAAAGCAACCUCUUCCUCGAGUUCUGUGAGGUGGUGAAGAAGAACUAUGGGAAGUGUGCUGUUGUGGUCAAAGGGAGAGGGCCACAGGAGGAGAGGAGUCCCGCGGAACACAGAGAGGCAGAGGUCCAGCCCAGCAGCCCAGCAGUCAUUAAUUUAACAAGCAUAGUGUGCUGCCCAGAGGUGGCCAGGUCCUACGGCCAUAAACUGCUCUGCCUGCCUUCCCAUUAUAACUACCUGAACCCCUUGGACUCAGCCUGGUCUUCUCUGAAAUGGUUUAUCAUCAAUAACAGGAGAGAGUUUAGUCUGCAAUCCAUUGACAGUGUCUAUUCCUACCAGUUUAUACUUUUGAGUGAUUUAAUUAGCAAAGGGCUUGAAAGGAUAAACCUAAGCAAGUGGAAAACACUAACAAACAAAGUUCGGAGGUGGGAAAAUUAUUAUCUUGGGAAAUUUUCUUAAGGACAGUUCCUCCAACAAGAUGCGAGGCCCUGCCACACGUACGGUCUGCACCUCCAGUUCUGCUGAGCUUGAUUCUGGACUAUGGCAGCAGCAACACCUCAGCAGUGACCUCAGGGUUCUGUGAGGCCAGAGAAGAUCCUGAGGACUUUGGAUGGUCCUGAGCUUACUGGGGGCUUCAUUAAAGCUUGUUGGUAAUUUAGGGGUCUCCACUC